UAGCUUUGGUCGCCUCGCGGUGUCCGAACCCCGCUUCCCCGCCCUGUUUCAGUCCCGGACGGUUGCGUGUAACUUUAAGAACUAAAGUUCUGCGCAGAGAAACUGCCCAGGGGAGUGCGCCUCCCUCCUGCAUACAGUAGGCGCUUAUUUAGCACCCUGCAGCCAUUAUGGAUACCAACACCUCAUCAGCCUCCCAGGAUUUGCACUACUGCUGGCCUGCUGUUACCCUCUCAGACUCUGGGCCCAGUGCUGCUCCUUAUCUUGGGCGUGAGCUCAAAGUCUGGAGCCCGAAGGGAGAGCUUUGGGAAAUCCUCAUCUUCCUUUAGGUUGGAUGUCUGGCUUUCCCAAGGUGCCGCAGUGGUACCUGCCAGUACUUGGGUUGCCUUCUUUCCUUGCUAAGGAUCCCCUUACCUGAAGUUCUAGGCCACCUUUCGUGGUCUGGCCCUAUUGGAGACACAGCCUGCACCUGCACCUUGGGAGGACAAGCUUACCUGAGUAAUAACGCUUGCCACUCUUCGCAGCCUCUCCUACCCAUCAUGAGCGAGGUUUCCUGCAGAAAACGGGAGGACUAUUUGGAGUGGCCUGAGUAUUUCAUGGCAGUGGCCUUCCUAUCAGCACAGAGAAGCAAAGAUCCGAAUUCCCAGGUCGGGGCCUGCAUCGUGAACGCGGAGAACAAGAUUGUCGGGAUCGGGUACAAUGGCAUGCCGAAUGGGUGCAGCGACGACCUGUUGCCUUGGAGGAGGACGGCAGAGAACAAGCUGGAUACCAAGUACCCUUACGUGUGCCAUGCGGAGCUGAAUGCCAUCAUGAACAAAAACUCAGCUGAUGUGAAAGGCUGCAGUAUGUACGUCGCCUUGUUCCCGUGUAACGAGUGUGCUAAGCUCAUCAUCCAGGCAGGUAUAAAAGAAGUUAUUUUCAUGUCUGACAAAUACCACGACAGUGAUGAGACCACAGCGGCAAGGCUCAUGUUUGAUAUGGCUGGGGUUGCAUUCAGGAAAUUCACACCCAAGUGCAGCAAGAUUGUCAUCGACUUUGAUUCAAUUAACAGCAGGCCAAGUAAGACGCUUCAGUGAGUUACGUCUCAUGAAAACGCCAGAAGAUUGGGACUGUCCCCUUCUAAGGAGCUGCCGAUGCCUUCCAUCUUGAAGCCAGCACGGCGAGAGCGGAUAGAAAGCCUGCAGGACGUGAAGCCUCAAAUCUUCCUUCGUCCCUCGCGGCGCACGGACUCUGCCAAUGCUACAGAACCCAUGGAGGUGGCUUGGAGGGAGCCUGGGGCCAGCCGGCCGGGGCGGGGGCCCUGCACAGGGGCACGGCCAUCUGUCCUCCGCCCCACUGUGGCCUGGGCUGAGGGAUGGACGGACUGACGGAGGAGUGAGGCUGGCUGUGCGGGAUGCACCACACAUCGACAAGGACAUCUGGCCCAAAUGAAGCAUGAGCGCCGUGCCCCGGGGGGCCGCCACCGCUCACACCAGGCCUCAGCCCCAGACCAGGCGCCUCCCCGAGCCGAAGUACCUUCUCCGUGCCUGCUGCCCUGCCACAAGGAAGAGACCCCUCCAUGGGGGCCUCGGCAGCUGUGACAUUGAGCUGUUCCCAGAGGAGACAGCUCACUUCCCACCAGGCCACGCCCUGCUGUGCUAGCUGAGAGGCGUGGCUGGGGCGGGGCAUGCACGCAGGGGCGGGGCCUCCUGCAGGCACACACACUAGCCCGCUUCAUUUCCGCGGGGAACACUGGUUUCUGCGCCCCUGGAGGCUGCUGGUGAUGGAGCUGCUGGUGGCUGGCACUCCUCCACGCUCCUUGGCUCCUGGCACUGCGCCUUCAUCUGCGUGAAUAUCAGCUUCCUAAUCACCGGGGCUUGGGGACUGUGGGCCUGUGCACCUUGUCUUUAAUCUCAUUUAAUUUUUUAUUAAGCACGCUCAGGACCUCUGCUGCAAAAAUGGUUUCUUUAUCCUAAAGAUUAUUACCUUUUUAAAGUGCUCUUAGACUUUCAUGAGUUUUUAUUUUGUCUCUGAGGUUUCGUACUCCAUAUUCUAGGGCAUUUUGUAAUUUGGCUCCUUACCAAUUUUAUUAAAAUCUUAUUAAGAUGUGCCGCA
Messenger RNA from Oryctolagus cuniculus (rabbit), 2091 nucleotides. It is a transcript of the gene DCTD, whose product is annotated as dCMP deaminase. Gene Ontology annotation, biological process: pyrimidine nucleotide metabolic process. NCBI's taxonomy places the organism in Eukaryota, Metazoa, Chordata, Mammalia, Lagomorpha, Leporidae. The record is from RefSeq and is a predicted model, not a curated record. Gene Ontology annotation, molecular function: zinc ion binding; dCMP deaminase activity. Gene Ontology annotation, cellular component: cytoplasm.